Messenger RNA from Colletotrichum truncatum, 717 nucleotides. NCBI's taxonomy places the organism in Eukaryota, Fungi, Ascomycota, Sordariomycetes, Glomerellales, Glomerellaceae. The record is from RefSeq and is a predicted model, not a curated record.
AUGUACUUUUCCAAGACGGGUAUUGUCGGCCUCUUUGCAGUUUUGCCAACUGCACUGGCAUGUCUCGGUUAUGAGGGCGGCGUUCCCACCCCUACAACCACCAAGACCAACAGCAAGGUGAUUGAAGUCAAGGCCGGUCAGGUUUACGAUGGUGGGUGGGCCAGGUUCGACCGUGGCUCUGGCGCUUGCAAUGAUCAAGCUGAAGGAGGCGACGCCGAUGCUGUCUUCUUGCUCCGCAGAGGUGCAACCCUGAAGAAUGCCAUCAUUGGCAAGAACCAAGCCGAGGGUGUUCACUGUGACGGCCCGUGUACUCUCGAAUUUGUGUGGUUCGAGGACGUCUGUGAGGAUGCCAUCACCGUAAAAAAUGACAAGGCAGGCGACCACACCUGGAUUAUUGGCGGAGGUGCCUACAAGGCGUCGGACAAGAUCAUCCAACACAACGGCUGCGGUACCGUAAACAUCAUCAACUUUUACGCCAACGACUAUGGCAAAGUUUACCGUUCCUGUGGCAACCAGUGCAGCAGCCAGUGCAAGCGAAACGUGUAUGUCGAGGGUGUCACCGCAUACAACGGCGGCGAGAUCGUCGGCAUCAACUCCAACUACGGCGAUACUGCUACUCUUAAGAACGUCUGCACUAAUGCCAAGGUCAAGUGCCAGAUGUACAACGGCUGCGCUGGUGGCUGUGAGCCUUCCAAGUCUGGUGUCUGCUCUGGAUAA